GUUGGUUAUCGCAAUCGUUAUCGAUAGAUAACAACUUUUAUAUUUUGUAUAUUUAACAAAUAAAUAAAAUGCAAGAAUUUACAAGCAAGCGCGACGCUCUAUUCGCUUGUCUCGACGAUGCCAGCAAAGAGUUGAAAGGCACUGGCUUGGAUCAAAGCAAAGCAAAGCCAUACACUAUCCGGGCCAUGGAAAGACGACACAAUGCCCGGGAUGACCGUGGCCAGGUGAUGAACUAUCGCUGUGGACAGAGAAUUCAAGUGGAUGGCGAGACAGAGUCCGAGGACGGUAAAUUGCGACGCAUGCGAGGCAAAGAAAGCAUUUUCAAGAAGCCGGAAUUACCCAUAGGCCGGUGCCUAAAACCUCGCAAGACGCCCGACUAUCAGGUCAAUCCGCACAAAUGGAAGAAAUAUUCUCUCUCCGAUGUAGACAUAUCAGAGCAAACAAAUUCAGCAGCGGCCUUAUCGUUUCUCAGGGAAAUGGAUGCCCAACGUGAAACUGACACAAUCGGCCAGGAUGAUGAUGAGCUGGCCAGCAGUACUGGGCACAAGAUUGAAUUCAAAAAGAAAAGCAAACUGAAUCGCAAUCUCAAGAAGCUACAGUCAGACGAAACGGAAGACGUGUCCGUGGACAAGCCUCAGUUGAGGGGCUCCAAACUGAUAAUGCCCGAAUACGUAAUUGGCCAACGAGCAGCACCUAAGCAAAAGAGGUCCAAACCAAAAGCUGGCCAAAAUCGUGCUGCAGGCACAUUACAACUGUCUCAUUUGGACGAGCUCGAUGAGAUUGAUGAUUAGGCCUUCACCUAAAAAUGUAAUUUUAAAAGAAACCUCAACUGUAGAUAUAAAUUGAGUAAGUUGUCAUAUUAAAGCGACAUAUUUUCUUAAUGCUAGAAAAUAGUAAAUAAGUUUGCUAAUAAAAAAAUCAGCAAAAAA
Molecule: messenger RNA, 929 nt
Organism: Drosophila willistoni
Lineage: Eukaryota; Metazoa; Arthropoda; Insecta; Diptera; Drosophilidae
Exons: 2
Coding region: 69-791 (240 amino acids)
Source: RefSeq, a predicted model, not a curated record